Messenger RNA from Alligator sinensis (Chinese alligator), 8475 nucleotides. RefSeq names its product PWWP domain containing 2B (gene PWWP2B). NCBI's taxonomy places the organism in Eukaryota, Metazoa, Chordata, Crocodylia, Alligatoridae. The record is from RefSeq and is a predicted model, not a curated record. Bases 381 to 2132 code for a protein of 583 amino acids. The transcript has 4 exons. Gene Ontology annotation, cellular component: nucleoplasm; nucleus.
AGGCCGGGGAGCCGCGGUGGCGUGUGGCCGCUAGAGGGGGUGUGUUGGAAAGUAAAUGCCACACAGUAACCUCCUAAAUUGUCAAACACAGUAAUUGUUAAAGGGCUGGAGACUGAUCGCUCAGGAUUCGGCCGUGGAACGUUCCCGGGAGGGAAGCAUUGUGACGUCAGCGCACCUACUAAUCCUCCCAACUGAGGGGGAGCCUGGAGCCAUGAGGUCAUCGCAGCGGCCGGUGUAGCCAUCCCGGCGGCAGCAGCGGCAGGAGCAGCAGCGGGGGAGGGGAGAGCGGCGCGGAGCGGGCAGCGGGCCCGAGCGAGGCCGGCUGGGAGAUCGCAGCCGCGCUCCAGCUGCACCGAGGCGGGCGCCGAGCUCCGGCAAGCAUGGAGGAAGCUGAGGCGAAGGAGCUGCAGGUCGGCUCCUGGCUGCCGGUGCUGGUGGAGCAGAUGGUGAACGACACAUUGGUGGUCACCUUGAGCUGCGGGGAGAGGCGUUUCACUGGGAUCCUCCUAGACUGCACUAAAAAGUCUGGAUUGUUCUGUCUUCCAUCUUCGUUGCCGAAGCAAGAGGAGCCUCCUGCUAAUGCUUGCACUAACUGGAUCCCCAAAGGCAAAGAGACUGUGCCGGGUGAGAGUGAUUCACAGCCAUCUAGUGAAAAACCUCCCAAGAGCAACAAUGAUGAACAAGUACCUCCUCUUCUGCCACCUCCUCCACCAGGCAAUGUUCCUCCUUACCCUCCCUAUUUUGAGGGAGCUCCUUUUCCUCCUCCCUUAUGGUUAAGACAUACAUAUAAUCAAUGGGUUCCUCAACCACCUCCAAGGACUAUAAAGAGGACAAAAAGACGGUUGUCACGAAAUAGAGACCCGGGAAGGCUCAUUAUGAGCACUAUAAGACUGAGGCCAAGGCAAGUGCUCUGUGAAAAAUGUAAAAACACUCUGAACCCAGAGGAAGCUAACACAGCCAGGCAAAAUGCUAAAACGAGGAGGAAGCUAAGCAUUCAGGACAAGGAACAGAAAAAGCACAGUGAUUCGGAUUAUGUAGAGAAAAGGAACAAAAGAGAAAAGAGGGAGGAAGACAAAUUUUCCGGUGAAUUGGUGCAUCGAACUCCAGUUAUAAAAAUAUCCUACAGCACGCCACAAGGUAAAGGUGAAGUUGUGAAAAUUCCCUCCCGGGUUCACGGCUCAGUUAAACCAUUUUGCUCCCAGCGAAUAUUGCAGAAUGGAGGGGAGGACCAAGAGGAGACCAGAGACUCUGAACGAUGUCAGGAAACCAAAUGUUUUAUGGAUAAGUCGGCUAGUGGCCAACUUGCUUCCAUUCCAAAACUGAAGUUAACUAGGCCUGUGCAUUCCAAUGCAGAUGUUCCACCUCCAAAAAUCAGACUGAAACCCCACCGAAUAAACGAUGGUCAGAGCGUGUCAAUUUAUAAAGCAGAGCUUAUUGAUGAGAUCAGUCCUGCUGCAUUUUAUAAUGAGGAAUCUGCAGAUAGAAGUUUAGCUGAGAUGUCUUCAGGGAGUUCAGGUGAAGAUGAUGACUUUAAGAGAUUUCCCCAAGGUAAAGAUGGACGUGAUAACUUGGCUUUUCUUAUGAAUUAUCGUAAAAGGAAAGCAGAUUCUUCUAGUUUAUCAGUGUGUAGUAAUGACAGUCUAGACGAAUCCAAAUCUUCUAGUUCAGAAGUAACAUCACCAGAAAUGUGUGACUUUUUACCUGGUGAUGAUGCAUCUGUCUCUUCAUCUUCAAAAGAUGAGCGUAAAAUUGUGCCGCCCUUAACAGUUAGACUACAUACACAAAGUGUCUCUAAAUGCGUCACUGAAGAUGGAAGAACUGUUUCAGUGGGGGAUAUUGUUUGGGGUAAAAUUCAUGGUUUUCCAUGGUGGCCAGCUCGCGUUCUUGACAUAAACCUUAGCCAAAAGGAAAAUGGAGAACCUUCCUGGCGAGAAGCUAAAGUAUCAUGGUUUGGUUCUCCAACGACUUCAUUCUUAUCUGUUUCAAAACUCUCUCCUUUCUCUGAAUAUUUCAAACUGAGAUUUAAUCGUAAGAAGAAAGGGAUGUAUCGGAAAGCUAUUACAGAAGCUGCAAAGGCAGUAGAGCAUCUGACCCCAGAAAUAAGAGAUCUCUUAACACAAUUUGAAACAUAACUUUGCCUCCAGUACCAGAUGCAUCUGAUACUGCAAGGAUUAGGUUCAGAGAAAACUAGAGAAAUAGCAGCUUUCUGCAGCAUUUGCAUUUGCCUCUUGCUAUGCAGAUCUGUUAGUUCAGCUGCAGAUGCUGCUCAUUUGUUAGAAAUAUAAAUGGCCUCCUCAUGUUGGGAAGUUGUAUGAAUGUGCACUGCAGCUUUAGGAGGUGACCCAAGAAGGAAGAGGGAAGCAGAUUGAGUGCCUCUUGCUGCUUUAUGAUAUCUCCAACCCCCGCCCCCCCCCCCAAACCUUGACACUUAACCUUGGAAAUAGCAUUACUUCCUCUUCUGAUUGGAGAAUGCGUGAAAGGGCCUGAAGCUGAGCAGUCUAAAAGGGAAUUUUAGUCUUUGGUUAAAAAGUCAAAAUAAUGUAAAAGGGGAGCACUGAAUAAAGACUUAGGGGUGGGGACUGGAGUUUUGUUAAAGCAAAGGUCUCCUUACAUUUUCCCCCCAGCCAAACGAGGGAAGACUAGGGUUAAUAUCAGUUUUUGUCCCUGCCUAAGUGUGCAUUUCUGUUUGUUCUUUCUUUAUAGCCCUACCUAUGAGAGUGGCCUUUCAAAUGCUAAAUAAAGCAUGAAAAUUCACAAGCCUUUCCUCAGUCUUUUUUGAGGUCUCCUUCAGUGGAUCUCCAGUGUUUGUCUUAGGGAAAUAAAUUAAAGACAGAGUUCACUGCAAAAUACCAAAAAGCACUUUCAGAUUCCUCUUGCAAGAAUAGCUGCUGUUCAGCACAGUCACCUUUUAAGAACAGAAGAGACUUUCUAACUGUCUGUGGAGGGAUAAAGAACAAAAGACUCAAAACAAAACUGGGAAGUUGGUUAUAGAGCAACCUUUUCCAAUAAAAAAUGCCAGAAGUUACUUCUGUAUCUGAUGGCUUCAGACUUUUAAUAACUUGUUACAAAAGGUGUCACUUGCCCCCACCCUACAUACUGGUUUUGCAGAAGCCUUUUUCAAGGGGUAGAUGCAUGAAGUAUUUUAGGUUUUGGAAGGAUUGCCAUGUGAUGCUUCGCUAAUUUGAGUCAGCUGUUACUGCUACUAUUAACCUGCCAGUGGGUGAUGAACAGUUAAAAUUUGUAUCCGUGACCCAUUUUGUAGUCUGAAUCAGUGACCCUGAGUUGAGCCUUAAAGCUUAUUGUGGUAAAACUUCUACUGUCUUAGAACACCUGGGUGGUUUUUUUUGGUUUUGUUUUGUUUUUUUUUUUAAAGAAACAUGCAAGUGUUUUCACUUGCUGUUUUAAGUUCAUAUGUUAAAGCUGAAUGUUUAUUUUCAUCUUUGAAAUAUGCAGCAGCAUUCUGCCCUUCCUGAGGAAGUCUGGCCAUGAGCUAAGUUUAGGAUCUGUGCCCACUUACCCUUCCUCUGGGGCCAGAGGGCGAAUGGGGAGAAUUUGAUGAAGCUUGUUCUAGGAUGCUCUGGUAAAGCUUCAGGUCAUGAAUGUUACACAGUGCAGUGUGAAUGCUGGCAACCUGGCUACACCUGGGUAGGGAUUGCCACGUGGCUUGGUAAGCAGGAACUGCUUCCUUCUAUACCUGAUUGAUUAUUUAUUUAUUUAUUUAUUUAUCUAUCUCUCUCUUUCUCUCUUAAAUGUCUUCGGCUGUGACAUGCAUGUAAUGGUAGGUUUAGGGUGAGCAGGUAUAAGGCCUUUAUGCUGCUUUCCUUCUUGGCAUAGUCAUCCUUCCCCAGAAUGUGAUUUAGCUCACAAUAUAUGAUGAUUUUUUACUAUGGUCUGCCUCCUGACUUCAGCAAUAACAAAGCGCUCAGUAUAUCACUCCAGUGGCUUGAAUGAGCUUGUUUUGACACAUUUGAGUCUCACUAGUGAAUAUGCUACCUACUGUCUCUUCUUAUAUGCACCAAUGCAGUGUAGAGUACCAGAUCAGAUUCUGUCCCAAUAGUUGACCAGUUGCUUGGUGUGCAGUUACAUUAGUUUCCUUUUAUUGCAUCUAAUGAGGACCCAGUCUCUCCAGCAUAAUCUUUUUGUCCUCAGUCAAUCCUUGUGCGUUGGGCAGGAGGGGGAAUAGGCGCUUGGUUUGUAGGAAGAUUUCUGGACCUUUUUGUUAAGAGGUAUCUGUUCCUAGCUCACAGGUGACAUUUACAAAUUACUGACUUUGCCAGUGUUGUAGCUGUAUGACUUUGCUGCCUUAAGGCUGGAUCCUGUAACUGGAUCCACAUAAGUAGCCCAGAACACGGUCUAUGCAGAUGUGAUCACUGCACUGCUAAGCCUUAGCCCUGUAAGCAACUUGUGUCGGGUUCUAAUCUUCAGGUGUCAAUUGAACAGCCUCUCUAUGAAGUGGCACAAUAGUGUUUCCAAUUGUUGUGAUAUUUGAUGUUUUGCUUAAAACUCCAUCUCCUAAACUCAAGUGAUUUGGAUAAGGAUCUAUCCUCUUUUCUUUUAUUUUUAGAAAAUGUUGCAGCUUUUGUGACUUUUUCUCCCUUUUCUCCAGAAUAUGAAGAAGCCAAGAUUCCAAACUUUUAAAAAAAUUCUUUGGGGUAGCAAUAAUUAGCCCAUUUUGGAAAAUCAUGCUGUCUACCAUGGUAUUAAAUAUAGGCCAUGUACAGAGUUUCUCUGUUGAGAGGAGCCACACCACAGUCCUCCAGCAACCCAGGGUGCUUUGCUCCCAUCCACAUUCUCUCUUCCACACCCUCACUCCCUUCAGGAACAUGUCACUUGCUGGACUCUGCUGUUCCAGAUAAGCAUGAGGCAGAACAUGAUCCCCUCACAGUCCCUGCAGUGAGCUUCAAAGGGAUGCAGGCUGAGUCUGAGCAGUCUUGGUCAGCCAAUCGUGGCUGCUCUGUGCAGUGCUACCAUUUAUCUGCAGGCAGACCAAGGACAUCUGCAGAGCAUGUGUGUGCACAAGGCAUUCUCCCGCUCCCUACCCAAGGUGUGUAGCAUCAACACUUCAGGCUUUCCACUCUUCAGGGGCUCUGCAUUGAAACGUCUGUUCAGGCAUUUCUGUGUAUGACUUUUCUCCAGCAGGAGAACAAAUCCAAGAGAAUUUGCCCAUACUAUUUGAACGUGUGCGUGCAGCCUGUAGGUACAUUACUGCUAUUUGGUUACUUGGUCAGAGGCUGAAAAAUCUUUCUUUUCUGCUUUGUCUGCAUACAGUCAUGUCACUUGUGAGUUAGCAUUUGGAAUCCAUUCCUGAUGAAUUAAAUGAAGAAUGGUGAGCAACAGUCUCCUAAAACAAGAUGCUUGGCACUGACUUUCCUGGCUGGUCCCAGUUUGAGAUGGCUUAAGGGUAUGAAUUCCAGAAAGUGCUGACCUACUUGUGCUCUAAAGGAUGUCUUUGAGUGCUCAACUUGUGGCCCCUUAAACUUGCUAGUCACUGAAAAACCAUGAGCAUUUCAGGCCAAGAUAUACAUAUGUUUUACUUCUGUAUUUUCAUUUAGCUAUGAAAGCUAAUAUUUCUCUUUUGUGAAUUAGUGUGAGGAAUAAUAGUUUCCCUCUUAAGGCAUCAAUAUAACAUGGCACAGUAAAAUAGCUUCUGAGAAUAAUUCCUGACCAGUUUCGUUAUUUGUCUUUUCUUCUUAUAGAAGAUUUGUCCUAAGCAAGUUUUUAACACAGUCUACUAUAGCAAAGCAUUUACAAGCAAAACAAAUAGAAGACAAAAGUAGCAUAACUAAACUGGAGAGAGACAGGGGGUGAGAGAGGAAACUUCCUUGUGGUGACCUAAAAUCAGCAUCCCAAAUAUAAAAGGCUUGGUGAGCAGUAGUGUAACUAGACCAGGGCAACCACCCCAUGUGGUUGUUUGUGGGGGGGAAGAGAGGAGCUUGAAACAAGUGGCAGUUGUGAUUGGGGCAGCAACCAAAAGUUGCUGCUGUCCUUGUUCCCCAGGUUCCUGGCUGUGUCCCUACACCGCUGCUGGUGAGGUACAUCAUAGAAUUAAUUUUGCAACAGAAGUCUGUGUUGUAAGCAUGGCCCCUUUGUGUUUUGUUCACACAUACCUGCCUCCUCCUGCCCACUGCCAUAUUCCAAAUGUAUUCAAGCUGAGGUACAGCUUUUGUGAUGGAUCUAGUGCUCGACCAACAUGAUCUCCCAUUGUCUAAUCUUCGCCGAGGAAUAAUGUUUCUAGCUUCUACUGCCUGAGAAAUCUUUUACAAGAGUGACAGUGUCUGUCAUGGCAGUAAAAACAGUGUACCUUGGAGUCAAUAGGGGCUUGCCUACUGCUUCUUGGAACAGGAUGUUAUCUUGACUCCCCUUGGUAAUGCAACCUUUGUAGGUAGUGUAUAACUCGGGGUUUUUGUUUUGUUUUGGGUUUUUUGAUUGUUGGUGGUUUUGUGUUUUUUGUGUUUGUUUUUUACCCAAGUUUCAUACUAGACCUCAGCCCUCAAACACAGCUGAGAGCCUGGUGAAGAUGCUGAAUGUUAUCCUAGGCAUAAUGAUUGCAUGGGGGGGGGUGUAAAUGCAUCUAUCGCAUCCUUCUCAGUGUUCACCUCCAAGCUAAUGUGCAUCUGCCUGCUCACAUAUCAGAUCCCUGAACAGGUUGCAGGGCUUGCUGAUUGAUUGUAAAUGUAGCAGUAUUGCAUGUGUGUAGUACCUAUUAAUCCCAGUAGUAUUUAAACUAGACAUUUUGGAUUUUUGUCCAACAUUGUUAGGCUCAGAUUUACACACCUUUCCAGCAAUAUAAAUGCCAAAUCUAAUGGGGAUUAUAGGGACCACUAGGAACAACAGAGCUAGGCUCAACAUAAUCAAGGCAUGAGAUUUUUCUCCCCUAUUGUUACGUGAAACAUCUAGUUACGUGAAACACUUCUGCAGGUACGCACUGAGGCACAAAGUCAAGUGGCUUACCUGGGAUGUCACAAGUGAGGUUGCUGAGAUCUUGGGUUUCCUGACAAGGACUGCAAACUGGGGAAGGGGGAGAGUUUGGCCAAGAAAGUUAAAAAAAACAAAACAAAACAAAAAAAAAGGGGGGGGGGGGUGGGAUUGACCUGAAACAAUUUGUUUUUUGUUUUUUAAAAAAAAAGGGAAGCUUCACAUGAAGGUGUUUUAAUAAAACCAAGGGAACUUUAAAAUGAAGGGCUAGAGUCGCAAGGCACACUUGGGCCCUAGGAUUCUCACAAAAUGGAAGAGAUGGCUGUGAUUGCCCCAUCUGUGCUUCAUUGGGAGUAGUCUUGAACUUGACUCCCACCUCUGUAUCCUAACUACCAGGCCCUAAUAUGUGAGGAAGACAUCAUUGCACAAGUCCACUCAUGAAAUUAACCUUAAAAAGAAUGUCUCAAACUGUUCUGCUCAGCUGAAACCAUUUGCCAAAUUGAUCCUGAACAUGCAAAUAGUUUUAAUGAACCCCGGUCUGUAUAUUUUCAUGAAUAAGCUACUGAAAUGAAUUGUUCAGGCCCUAAUUUUGACUUCCAGUACAGUGCCCUAGCUGCUAAUCAUGCUGCUGUCCUGAAUCAGGUGAUGUAUCAUGUAUGUAUUUAUAGUUGAGUAAACCUUCAGGGACUGGGCAGUGUCCUGAAUAUCAGGUUAUUCAAACUAGCUUCAUUUUGAGGGAGUGCUAGACAGCUGAAGCAUCAAUGUAACUAGGUGAACUAUUUUGCUUUAUUUGUAUGAUAAAUCUUCUUGCACUAGUAGCAUGGGUUGCAUUUUCAAAACUGGUGAGUCUACUUUGAGGCAUGCUAAAUGUAGGUAUUUUUGCUCUUUGAAGAAAGUUCCUAAUUCAUUUUUGAGCCAUGCACUCCUGUAUUCAAGGUAAUUGCAUCUGCCACUAGGUAAUGGCACCAAAACUGUAGCUGAAUCUGAGCAGAAGCUAUAGGGUUUCACCACUUAGGGACAGAGAGUUCAUCAAAACUAUUGUAAAAGCCAGUUUGCAGUUUGGCCAGUAGUAUCAAAUUUCAGCUGCAAGAAAAAAAUCUGUGAUCUUCAUCUUGGAACAAUUUCUUUAAGCAACACCCUUGAACAGGCUGAAUUCUAAAAAGAGAACAGGGGAGGGGGCACAGUGUUUGCAGUCUUAUGUUGAAAGUAUCUCACAGUACAGUGUUUUGGUGUGUUGAACAUGGUGGCUUUUUAAAUAGUAAUUUUUCAACAGUUCAAAACACCAGAAACCCGUUUGGUUUGUAUGUGCUUAAUAUUCCCUAUUAUAUCAUGAAAUAAAUGGUGCUCAAUGAUAACUUCAGUUUGGAAAAUGGCUUCAGUUUAGCUUUGUUGUUUCCUUUUUAAAUAAACAAGUUUGCAAACAAAAUAAAUGCAAAUUAUGUUAGUUAUUCAUACUUGGUACAGCUGGGUGGGAUCAUCUGAAGCACCUAAGUUACUGACUUUGGUGCUUUUGAAAGUCCUACUUGCUGUCGCAUUUAACCUCUUUUUCUCUUUUCAAAC